Molecule: messenger RNA, 519 nt
Organism: Parascedosporium putredinis
Lineage: Eukaryota; Fungi; Ascomycota; Sordariomycetes; Microascales; Microascaceae
Source: the annotation of a GenBank genome assembly
AUGCCCAGAAUCUCCCUUCGCCAACUCCGCCAAGCCUACAAAGUCUCUCCCUUCCUCUCCCGCCUCCUCCCAGCCUGCAGGGACCUCGCCUCCGCCCAAAACGAGCUACGAUGGCUACGUGACCACCACGCCGCCGCCCCGGCGUCGCGACGGCGGCCCCUCGCAGCCCUGUGCGAAGAGAGGCGUCGCGGCGUCCCCUCCAGUACAUCCUGGGCACCCAGCCCUUUGGCAACCUCGACAUCCGGUGCGGCCCGGGCAUGCGACGUUCUCGUCUCGAACCCUCCCUACGUUUCAUCCCAAGCCUGGAGCUUGGCCCAAGAAGGUCUUAGCUACUCGACCCGGAAGUACGAGCCAAAGUUGGCUCUCGUGCCAGGUGACCAUGUGGAUGUGCCUCGAGGUGGCUGGCUGCACGAAGAUGCGUUUUACGCCGCGCUGCUAGACAUCGCGCUGAUCGUCCAGCCGAGCAUUGUUCUCUUCGAGUUUGGGGGUGACGUUCAGGAGAACGGAUUCUACGGCUAG